UCCACUCUGCAGUUGGACCCUUCUCAGUUGGAAUGUUUAUCCGAAACGCCCAUCACCUGGUCCCUCUUGUAAGCCACGCCUUCUUAAACUUUUCCUUCUGCUGCAGGGGAGGCGGGGAUAGUUACCAUGGUAACACAAACACACACAGAAGGACGUGCAGUCACAGUAUGGCAGGUACACAGACGGCACAGGCUGAGCAGAGCAGACGCUCCCAGAGUCCAUGUCUCCUGCACAACUGGGUUGAAGAGAGAGCCGCUGCCUCCCUGGACAAUGACCUGCGUGUCACAAACACCUGUGUUGAAGGGAAAACGCACAAAUAUGGGCACCGGGGAAUUCUCAGUACCGAGCUCUUGGCACAGAUGGCAGAAAACACAACUCAUAAAGAUUCCUAUGGUGCUCCCAGCAAGGACAGCGAAAGGCUCACAGGGAAGAGGGAGGAGAUGCUGCACCGUUUCCUGUACCAGAAGUUCAGCACGGAACUGUUAGAGGAGAGGGGCUCCCAGCCGAACAAGCUUAAUUUGACUGAAUCCACAACACACAGAGACUAUAGUGUAGAGGGCUUCAUACCAAGGAUUCCUCAACCAAGCAAGAGCCAUGACUAUCGCACUGAGCCAGCUGUCACCUUCUGGACAGAAAACAUACACAAAAUGACUGGGAUAUCAGACAUCCAGACAGCAGAUACUCAAUUCAAGAAAACUUCUGCCUUUAGCACCCCGAUAUCUCAAUAUCUUGACCAACCUUUGCCACACAGUUUGGAGAGAUGCCCCAUAUAAUUAACCCCAACAAGAUGAUAUGCACCUUCCCCAACAUCAGCUGCCGGUGAUUAUUUAGCCCCUCUGCACAGUUAAUAUACAAAUGAGUGUGAAAUUACCCAAUAAAGACCAAAUGUACCCAA
Messenger RNA from Bombina bombina (fire-bellied toad), 895 nucleotides. It is a transcript of the gene SPAG8, whose product is annotated as sperm associated antigen 8. The transcript has 7 exons. Gene Ontology annotation, molecular function: microtubule binding. The coding region runs from base 33 to 773 and encodes 246 amino acids. Gene Ontology annotation, biological process: positive regulation of transcription by RNA polymerase II. Gene Ontology annotation, cellular component: nucleus; cytoplasm. Lineage: Eukaryota; Metazoa; Chordata; Amphibia; Anura; Bombinatoridae. The record is from RefSeq and is a predicted model, not a curated record.